Messenger RNA from Lathyrus sativus (Indian pea), 645 nucleotides. The record is from the annotation of a GenBank genome assembly. NCBI's taxonomy places the organism in Eukaryota, Viridiplantae, Streptophyta, Magnoliopsida, Fabales, Fabaceae.
AUGGGUGUCAACAAAUCCGACUCCAAGUGUAAAACUGUUGGUAUUCAAGGAAUUGCUUGGUCUUUUGGUGGCAUGAUCUUUGCCCUUGUGUACUGCACCGCCGGAAUCUCUGGGGGUCACAUAAACCCAGCAGUGACAUUCGGUUUGUUCUUGGCAAGGAAACUGUCUCUAACAAGAGCAGUGUUCUACAUCGUGAUGCAGGUUCUUGGUGCUAUCUGCGGUGUUGGUGUGGUUAAGGGUUUUGAAGAAAAAGUCUUCUAUGGAAAAGUUAACGAUGGUGCAAACUUUGUUGCUCCUGGUUACACAAAAGGAGAUGGACUUGGUGCUGAGAUUAUCGGUACCUUUGUUCUUGUCUACACCGUUUUCUCAGCCACUGAUGCCAAACGUAGUGCCAGAGACUCUCACGUUCCUAUUUUGGCACCUUUGCCUAUUGGGUUCGUUGUGUUUUUGGCUCAUUUGGCCACUAUUCCAAUUACUGGAAUUGGUAUCAACCCUGCUAAAAGUCUUGGUGCUGCAAUUAUCUUCAACAAAGAUCUUGGCUGGGAUGAUCAUUGGAUUUUCUGGGUUGGACCAUUCAUUGGUGCAGCACUUGCAGCACUUUACCACACAGUUGUGAUCAGAGCCAUUCCUUUCAAGUCAAGUUGA